GAAACGCGUCAGAGCAGCGGUGCCUUUCAGCGGCGAGCAGAGCAUCCGCGGCGUGUUUUAACGGUAACAUCUUUCAAAACCUCGAUCUUCACUUAUUUAUUUAAGUCAUCUUUAGCUUCACGCUGUCAUCGGCCGGCGAAGCAGCUGGCCGAAACCGUUUUUUCAUUUUUUCCUCGUCGACCUGAAGGCCUCGCGGCGGCCAUGGAUUUUUAAGGCAUAAUGCGGCACCUCUAAUGCAGCGGCAAUGCAUCGUGCACGGCAAAACCAACCGCGUGAUUCCAUCUUCGCAACUGCCAAGCAGUUGGGCUCAAAUACCGUCCGCGGUAUACCUACGAGCCAGCCGGUACCGCUUCUGCUGGACCGGAGGAAGCUAACGCUAGUAGCUAGUUAGUCCCACAAGCUAGCGAAGCAGACUAGAGAUCCAUCGAUUCAUCUGAACGUCAACAUGAAGCCUCAAGACAUCACCGCCGGGAAGAGCAGCCUGUGGAUCUUCGGGUACGGGUCGCUGGUGUGGAAGCCGGACUUCAGGUACAAGAGGAGCCAGGUCGGUUACAUUCAGGGCUACAAGAGGCGCUUCUGGCACGGAGACAACUUCCACCGCGGGAACGACGAGUUGCCCGGAAGAGUGGUGACGCUGAUCGAAGACGAUGACGAGAGCACCUGGGGCGUAGCGUUCGAGGUCUCAGGCUCACAGAUGGAGGAGUCCCUGAAGUACCUCAACGUUCGCGAGACGGUCCGCGGCGGCUACAUCACCAAGAUGGUGGAUUUCUUCCCAGAGGGGGAGGACCAGUCUCCGGUUCAGGCGCUGGUGUACAUCGCCACCUCUGACAACGCCCUGUACCUGGGGCCGGCCAGCCCGGAGGAGAUCGGCGCCCAGAUCGCCGUGAGCCGAGGGAAGACGGGCCACAACCUGGAGUACCUGCUGCGGCUGGCCGAGUUCAUGAGGAGCAGCUGCCCACAUGUGGAGGACCACCACCUGUUCUCCAUCGAGGCCGCCGCGCUGACCGUGGUGUCUUAUCUGUUAGCAGCCCAGUAGCUCGUACCCUCCAUUUCACUCAAACACUCAGACGAGGCUUUUGUCUGUCACUCCACCUGUGUUUUAUGUUCUCUGCAUCACACCACCAUCAUUUAAUGCACUACAGUGGUAAAAGGGAAGCAUGAUCCCAUCUGCACAUUGUAAUAAACCUGUUUGAACAGCAGCUAAAAAAUGUUCACACCAACGUCUGUUUUUUUACUUUAACGGUUUUUUAUUUGCACCGGUUGGAAUCCGUCCAGUUCAUGUUCCUGUAACUCGUGAUGUGUUUUCAGACCUGUUUUUAAAGAGUAGUUUGACUACUUGUUCAUCUAAAGUCAAAUGCCAAUAAAAAACUGUAAGAACA
Molecule: messenger RNA, 1379 nt
Organism: Stegastes partitus (bicolor damselfish)
Lineage: Eukaryota; Metazoa; Chordata; Actinopteri; Pomacentridae
Gene: chac1
Product: ChaC, cation transport regulator homolog 1 (E. coli)
Exons: 3
Coding region: 446-1036 (196 amino acids)
Biological process (GO): glutathione catabolic process
Cellular component (GO): cytoplasm
Molecular function (GO): glutathione specific gamma-glutamylcyclotransferase activity
Source: RefSeq, a predicted model, not a curated record